ACAUUAGAAUGGGCAAUGUCCGAAAUGGUGAAAAGCCCAAGAGUUAUGCAGAAGGCACAGGCAGAGGUGAGGCAGGUUUUCAAUAGAAAAGGAAAUGUUGAUGGUGAAGGGUUACAUGAAUUAAAGUACUUGAAACUUGUCAUCAAAGAAACUUUGAGAUUGCACCCUCCUGUUCCUCUGCUACUUCCAAGACAAUGCUCACAGAGAUGCAAAAUCAACGGAUAUGAUAUACCAGUCAAGUCCAGAGUCAUCAUCAAUGCAUGGGCAAUUGGCAGGCAUUCUGACUAUUGGGGUGAAGCUGACAGAUUCUAUCCAGAGAGAUUUGUUGAUAGUUCAAUUGACUACAAGGGGGCCGAUUUUGAAUUCAUCCCAUUUGGUGCUGGAAGAAGGAUGUGUCCUGGCAUGGUGUAUGGUAUUUCCAAUGUUGAGUUACCUCUUGUACAGCUGCUGUAUCAUUUUGACUGGAAACUUCAAGGUGGAAAAAAGCUUGAAGAUCUUGACAUGGAUGAGGUUUUUGGAGCUGUAGUUAGAAGGAAAAAUGAUCUCUUCUUGGUUGCAACCCCUUAUUCUUCUCUUAACAACUGAGUUGCAUUGAGACAAAAAGAAAAAAAUUGUAUCAGUAUUGAGUACAGCCGGUGAACAGUACUCAAGGUAAUAAGGAAAUAUCAUUUUGAAUUGUGCCUCUUGGUUGUAUUAUUAAAGAUUUAGACAAUCACAAAUACAUGAAUUGUUAGGUCUAUAUAUGUCUUAA
Messenger RNA from Durio zibethinus, 751 nucleotides. NCBI's taxonomy places the organism in Eukaryota, Viridiplantae, Streptophyta, Magnoliopsida, Malvales, Malvaceae. The record is from RefSeq and is a predicted model, not a curated record.